CACUCUUUUCAGACGUUUCGUUAUUGUAUAACGUACUUCGUUGCGUAUCUCCUGUUAUUUAUUAAAUCGAAGAAAAAACAUUAGCACUUUUUUUUCGAUUUUUCGAUUACUACUCGCCAGUUACUGGAAGUUUAAAUUGCAGUAUGUCAGAAGUUGAAAAGAAAUUGGAAAUGUUUGUCACCGUCUACUAUUCAUUAAACGUCACAUUAGCCCUUUCAAUCAACAUUUUAUUGUUAUUCAUCAUGAAAACAACCAAAUCGUCAUUGCUCAAAGAUAUGCAGUAUUAUCUGUUCAACACUGCUUUGUUUGAGAUAAUAGUCAGCUUAUCAACCUAUUUUGCGCAAUGCAGACCGGUAGCCAACAAAUCAACAUUAGCUGUAUUUUGCCACGGACCGUGCAAAUACUUUGGGAAGAAUACUUGCUUUGUAACAUUUGCUGUAGUACAAUGUUCCGUUGUGGCCGCAAGUUUUUCAAUUCUUUUAUCAUUUUAUUACCGCUACCGACUCCUCAAAGUGAAUUUCAAGAAAAAACACAAACAUGCGACUACCUUCAUUAUAUUUUCGUUUUUCCCUACGGUAAUGUUGCUAUUCCAACUCUUGACUGAUAGCAAUUUUGCAAUCGUUGAGGCCGAAACCAGGGAAAUGCAUCCGGACUAUGAUUAUGUGAAUAAUGCACUGAUAGGCUUCUCAGAUUCAAAAAGCCCAGCAGCUAUUAUUGCACAGUCGUUGAUCUCGUUAGGGGUGUAUAUGUCACCGCUGAUUGCGUUUCACUACAGAAGAAAAAUAAACAAAAUACUCUCAACAAACACUGGUCAACGAAUACCGGUUGCAUAUUGUAAGCAAUUAAUAAAUGGACUGCUCAUCCAAACCCUUAUACCAUUCUGCGUUUAUAUCCCUCCAUACUCUUACUUUUUGUACUCUCAACUAUCAGGUCACUCAAAUCUCUAUUUUGAAUAUCUUCUCAACAUAUUCGGGUCAUUCACGGCAUUCAUCAAUCCUUUGCUGACAUUUUAUUUUGUGCUCCCAUACCGAAGAGCAUUGUGCAAGAAAGUGUUCAAAUAUUUUCCAUCAAUAUCAGAAGAGGGCACUGAAAUUACCACUUUCCCGACUACUGUGCAGUUUCAAAGAGGACAUACGGCAUCUACCAAAUUUUAA
Messenger RNA from Caenorhabditis elegans, 1154 nucleotides. It is a transcript of the gene srd-51, whose product is annotated as Serpentine receptor class delta-51. The transcript is spliced from 6 exons. Gene Ontology annotation, cellular component: membrane. The record is from RefSeq and is marked reviewed. Lineage: Eukaryota; Metazoa; Nematoda; Chromadorea; Rhabditida; Rhabditidae. Bases 144 to 1154 code for a protein of 336 amino acids.